Molecule: messenger RNA, 1052 nt
Organism: Ooceraea biroi (clonal raider ant)
Lineage: Eukaryota; Metazoa; Arthropoda; Insecta; Hymenoptera; Formicidae
Product: thioredoxin domain-containing protein 17
Cellular component (GO): cytosol
Molecular function (GO): protein-disulfide reductase [NAD(P)H] activity
Source: RefSeq, a predicted model, not a curated record
GUGCCAGAAUAAAAUAAGAUUAUUAGGGAACUAUUUACGCUCGAUGCAUUUUUUUCUAAUACCUCGUAUAAUAAUGUACAAUAAUUAAUGUACACAUCACAUACAUAUGUAUAUGUGUACCUUUAUUUAGGCCGAAAAUCGUGCGAGAUUAUCAAAGACAUAAUUUGUCUAUAUCACAAUUUAACGGCUAUUGAAAUAUGCAUUUUAUAGCGAUAAGCUUAAUAGCUGUAAUUAGAGAGAGAUGCAACAAGUCUGAUAACGCCGCACAUAUCGCACAAACGAAGAUAACAGUAGCCGGUUAUCUCUGCAGGCGAUAAAGUCACGCGACCGUCGUUCGUUACUUUAAUAAAGCAGAAUCCGCAUUAUCGGAUUGAGUCUGGCAAAUUUUCUCGUGAAUCGAUCGUCCAUAUUGCCGAGACAAACUGUGACCUGCAAGCAUUUUUAUGUCAGAGUGCACGGUUUGCAAUUUCUCUUUUAAAAUUAAAGAAAAUUAAAGACGAAUCACGCAGGGCUACGCGCUUUAUUGGGGGCGCUAAAAAGGUCUUCGAGCCGAAAGAACGCGUUAAAUCGGUGCAAUUUAUCGAACAUGGUUCAACGUCGUCAUGUGCAGGGCUACGAAAACUUCCUCGAGUUUACAAAGGAUCUUAAAGUAACGGAGAAUCCGAUUUUCAUGCUGUAUACCGGCACAAAGCUACCGGACACUACCAAAAGCUGGUGUCCAGAUUGUGUGGAAGCUGAGCCAGUUCUCGAACAAGCUCUAGAAGCAGCGGAUUCUUCUCGGGAAAUGCAAUUAGUGGUAGUGGAAGUUGGUGACAGAGCAUUCUGGAAAGAUCAAAACUGUCCAUUCAGGACAAAUCCUAUUACCAAAUUGAAGGUUUUGCCAACUCUGGCCUUAUGGGGUACUCAAAAACGUCUAGAGGGCAACCAAUUGUUGCAGGCUGACCUUAUAGACAUGUUAUUGCAUGAGGACGGAGAGGAUUGAAUGCUCGUUUUUUAAAAUACAUUUUUGUAUUUUAUAUAAAAGGUACAUUAUACAAUUUUUCAAUUAUAAA